Miscanthus lutarioriparius is the source of this 342-nucleotide messenger RNA. The record is from the annotation of a GenBank genome assembly. NCBI's taxonomy places the organism in Eukaryota, Viridiplantae, Streptophyta, Magnoliopsida, Poales, Poaceae.
AUGCAGGUUUCAGGACUUACAUGGGGAAACUGGGAUGAAACGGUAUUUGAUUUACGUCCUGACAUUAUUCUUGGAGCUGAUGUACUUUACGACUCAGCAAAUUUUGAUGAUCUGUUCGCGACGGUGACCUUUCUUCUCGAAAAUUCUUCUGGGGCAGUUUUCAUAACCACAUACCACAACCGCAGUGGUCAUCAUCUGAUUGAGUUUUUGAUGGUCAAGUGGGGCUUGAAGUGUUUGAAACUGCUGGAUGGUUUCUCCUUCCUGCCACCAUGCAAGGCUGCUUCACUUCAGGGGAACAUUCAGCUUGUUGAAAUCGCGCUUGACAAGGAAAAACAUAAAUGA